Molecule: messenger RNA, 861 nt
Organism: Daldinia caldariorum
Lineage: Eukaryota; Fungi; Ascomycota; Sordariomycetes; Xylariales; Hypoxylaceae
Product: sorbitol utilization protein SOU2
Exons: 5
Coding region: 1-861 (286 amino acids)
Cellular component (GO): intracellular anatomical structure
Molecular function (GO): oxidoreductase activity, acting on NAD(P)H, oxygen as acceptor
Source: RefSeq, a predicted model, not a curated record
AUGGCUGAUAUGAACACUGGCUAUUUUAAACAUGAUAUUACAGAGGCUCCUAAAUCUAAAGCAGUCUUCGACUUAUUUUCCCUCAAGGGCAAAACAGCAAUCGUUUCUGGCGCUGGCGCUGGAAUUGGUCUCGCGGCUGAAGCAGGAGCCAAUGUGGCGAUAUGGUACAACUCCAACAAGAAGGCUCUUGAAGAAGCUGCCAAUAUUGAGAAAACGUAUGGCGUUAAGUGCAAGGCUUACCAGGUUAAUGUGGCGACGUGGGAUGCGGUCAAGGAUGCGGUUGACGAAAUAGUUGAGGAAUUUAACGGUAGGCUCGACAUUUUCGUGGCGAAUUCGGGUAUCCCGUGGGAGGAAGGGCCCUUCAUCGACGGCUCUGUCGAGACGAUGCACAAAGUGUUCAAGAUAAAUAUCGACGGCACUUUAUUCUCGGCACGAGCCGCCGCGUUGCAUUGGAGACGGCAGAAGAAGGAGGGAACGACUAUCGACGGCCAGCCGCUAGAAAACUAUAGCUAUGGCAGCUUCAUCGCCACCUCCAGCAUGAGCGCGCACAUCACCAAUAUCCCGCAGCAGCAAACCGUGUACAACACGUCCAAAGCCGCGGUCAACCAGGCCUGCAAGUCGUUGGCCGUUGAGUGGGUUGGCUUCGCGCGUGCCAACACGAUAUCUCCCGGCUACAUCAAGACGGACAUCUCGGCCUUCAUUCCUCCUACGACUAAGAGCCUCUUCAAGAGCUUGAUUCCCAUGGGACGCGAGGGCGAGACUCACGAAUUGAAGGGUGCAUAUCUGUACCUGGCCUCAGACGCAUCUUCGUAUACGACCGGUACCGACAUCAUAGUUGACGGUGGUUACUGUGUGCCAUAG